AUGGAACUCUUGAGCAGUGACAUCAUAAUCAAAUCCUGUGAGAAAAGAAUUUUCCCUAAGAUUUUGCUACCGCAUUGGUUAAUUCAGGUUUUGUCUCACCUGGGAAGGAUGGCUUUUUGCUUGUGGCCCUUUUGCAGCCCCCCACCCCCGAACAAAACACUUUUCUCCAGCCUUCCUGCAUGGGUGACUGUGGGGCUCGACUUCACUCCAGAGGAGUUCAUUGCAUUAUUUCAAUGUGAAUCGGAUCAUUGGAGAAGCAUGGCUUUCUGUAUCACAGAGAAGCUGUUCCCAUAUCUUUCUGCUGUUAUGGCUGGCUUUGUUGUCUACCAUUUCUUUAAGGCAUACAAGAGGAGGCAGUUCACAUCUUUCCCGCUUUGCUUUCAGAAGAGUCAUGAGAUGCUCAGUGUGGCUGCCAUACUGUCAGAGCAGCUGAAACAUGGCUUGGCCAUGAAGCAGGCUCUGGUGGAGGGGCUUAAGGACGUGGAGAUCAGACUGCUGGCCCUGGAGCAGAGGCUGCUGAUGGUGGAGAAGACUGGACAAGGAAGAAGGAAGAAAGCCCUCGGGAGCAAAGGCCGAGAGCUGACCUACGAUGACUCUAAGUGGUGUCAGUCAUCAGGCGAGAGCGAGGUGGAGUCCAACUGUUCUGGAAGGGAGGCCAUGCUGUCAAAACCUCUGCUGUAAAUUUGAUCCUAAAAAUGUCUUGCUGAAUAAAAAUUAUGAUUAUGUGAA
This is a messenger RNA of Osmerus eperlanus (European smelt), 729 nucleotides long. RefSeq lists its product as uncharacterized. The transcript is spliced from 2 exons. NCBI's taxonomy places the organism in Eukaryota, Metazoa, Chordata, Actinopteri, Osmeriformes, Osmeridae. The record is from RefSeq and is a predicted model, not a curated record. The coding region runs from base 1 to 681 and encodes 226 amino acids.